UGAUGUUUCUAUCUCUCUCUGAAAUCAAUAAAAACAUAGUUUAAAAUAAAAGAAGACAGAAGAACCUUUUCUAAUUUCCACUGUAGGUCCCCGGUGGGAGCGUCCGUCUCCUAGGAGUGUGCCUGUUUGGGGCUGGGGACGGAGGGUGGAGUUGCUGCCCCGGGUCUCGGGACUCGCCUCACUCACUCUGCCCCUCCUCCCUCAGGAUGUCCAUGAGGAGCCCCGGCUCUGCCCAGCUGGCCCUGGAUGGCGGUAGCACCAUGGUGAACUGUGCUGUCAAGUCAGAGGGGAGGAAGGAGCCCUGCCACGAGGCCCCCCAGGGCUCAGCUGCCACAGCUGACCCCCAGCCCGGAGACCCAGCCCGGCCUACCCAGGAUGGCGCUGACCCCCAAGCUCUAGCCCAGGAUUGCAGCUCACCAGAGAGCAAUGUGUCCCCAGAACCCAAGAGACCAGGAGGCUCUGAGGCUGCCUCUGGGAGCCAGGAGAAGCUGGACUUCAACCGGAAUUUAAAAGAAGUCGUGCCGGCCAUUGAGAAGCUGCUGUCCAGUGACUGGAAGGAGAGGUUUCUGGGAAGAAGCUCUGUGGAAACAAAGGAUGUCAAAGGGACCCAGGAGAGCCUGGCAGAGAAGGAGCUCCAGCUCCUGGUCAUGAUCCAUCAGCUGUCCACCCUGCGGGACCAGCUCCUGACGGCCCACUCGGAGCAGAAGAACAUGGCUGCCAUGCUCUUCGAGAAGCAGCAGCAGCAGAUGGAGCUGGCCCGGCAGCAGCAGGAACAGAUCGCCAAGCAGCAGCAACAGCUAAUUCAGCAGCAGCACAAAAUCAACCUCCUUCAGCAGCAGAUCCAGGUCAACAUGCCUUAUGUCAUGAUCCCAGCCUUCCCCCCAAGCCACCAACCUCUGCCUGUCACCCCGGACUCCCAGCUGGCUUUGCCCAUUCAGCCAAUCCCUUGCAAACCAGUGGAGUAUCCGCUCCAGCUGCUGCACAGUCCCCCAGCCCCAGCUGUGAAGAGGCCUGGGGCCAUGGCUGCCCACCACCCCCUGCAGGAGCCUUCCCAGCCCCUGAACCUCACAGCCAAGCCCAAGGCCCCCGAGCUGCCCAACACCUCUAGCUCCCCCAGCCUGAAGAUGGGCAACUGUGGGCCCCGCCCCCCCAGCCAUGGAGCUGCCACCCGGGACCUGCAGUCCAGCCCUCCCAGCCUGCCUUUGGGCUUCCUUGGUGAAGGGGACGCUGUCACCAAGGCCAUCCAGGAUGCUCGGCAGCUGCUGCACAGCCACAGCGGGGCCUUGGACAGCUCCCCCAACGUGCCCUUCCGUAAGGACCUCAUCAGCCUGGACACGUCCCCAGUCAAGGAGCGACUGGAAGAGAGCUGUGUGCACCCGCUGGAGGAAGCUAUGCUGGGCUGUGACGUGGACGGCUCCCGCCACUUCCCUGAGUCCCGGAACAGCAGCCACAUCAAGAGGCCCAUGAACGCCUUCAUGGUGUGGGCCAAGGACGAGCGGAGGAAGAUCCUCCAAGCCUUCCCGGACAUGCACAACUCCAGUAUCAGCAAGAUCCUCGGCUCCCGCUGGAAGUCCAUGACCAACCAGGAGAAGCAGCCCUACUACGAGGAGCAAGCAAGAUUGAGCAGGCAGCACCUGGAGAAGUACCCGGACUACAAGUACAAGCCGCGGCCCAAGCGCACUUGCAUCGUGGAGGGCAAGCGGCUGCGGGUAGGCGAGUACAAGGCCCUGAUGAGGACCCGGCGCCAGGAUGCCCGCCAGAGCUACAUGACCCCCUCGCAGGCAGGCCAGGUGCAGAUGAGCUCCCCAGAUGUCCUGUACCCUCGGGUGGCACAGCCCCCGGUGGAGCACUAUGUGCCCCGAAGCCUGGACCCCAACAUGCCUGUCAUCGUGAACACCUGCAGCCUCAGGGAGGAGGCCGAGCCCGCGGAGGACAGGCACUCGGGGGCCGAUGGAGAGAUGUACCGGUACAGCGAAGACGAGGACUCCGAGGGCGAGAAGAGCGAUGGGGAGCUGGUGGUGCUCACGGACUGAUCCCGGGGAAGACCUGGCCUCGAGCAGAGGGCACAGCCAGCUCGCCUGGACUCUGUUGGUACUUGGACUUGGGUGUGCGGGAGACGGCCGGCUGUGUACUUGUAGAUACAGGCCCACUCCCCCCACACCUGCAGGCACACCCGAGGAGCUGCUGACAUAAGUGGCUAGGGCCUGCACUGGGGUGACAGUUGAGCUGUCUGAGCUCCUUGGUCCUUGGGGCUCAUGGUCAGGGGACAUUGUAUGACCCUCCCCUCCUGCAGGUCUACCCACCCCAGGGGUAUGGCAGCUCCAGACCCGUCCCCCUGGAGCCACGUGCUUUGUUUCCAUUCUUGUCCUGGCUGGACCAGCCACCAUGGGACCACACCCCCCGCACCUCCUCCACAUACAUGCACUGCUCCUCUGUCACCAGGGUCACUUUGUACUUUGUGCAGAAAGGUCUGGCUGUCCCUCUGAUUUUAUCUUUUGCUAAGCCCUUUGUGCCUCUGGCUGCUGUGUAUGUGUGUACGCGCGUGUGUGUUUUCAUCUGUUCAUUCAUUGCAUAUUUAUUGAGUGCCCACUGUGUGCCAGGCACUGUUGCUGAGUCCCUGUGGGUGUGUCUCUUGAUGCUACUCUUGCUUCUCUGGGGGCCUCUUUCUGGGCUCUCUUCGUCCCCAAAUUGCUACCUCUGUCAGUCUGGGUGUCUCAGGUUCUGUGCAUCCUGUAUGCGUUUCUCUCCAUCCCUAUCUCUCUGCAGGGCCCUGUUUGUGUCUCUCUCCCUUCCUUGGUGUCUGACUCUGCCCCUCUGCCCACUGGUCACUCUGGGUCUCUGAAGGCCCCUGGGCCACCCUGCCCUCCCCUGCCCACCCUUUUACCCCCGCCCUGACCCUUGCUGGUGGAUUCCCACAGAGCCAUUUUUAGUUCUGAGCAGCAGGGAAUGUGCUCAGCCUCCAAGGAGCUCUGUCCUGGUGGCCCAGACCCUGGUCCCAAUCCAAGUGCCAGGAGCGGGAGCAGAGGGACUGAUGGCGCACCCCUUCCUGUCAGUGACAGAGGCCCUGGAGAGUGGGGCUCCCAUGGCAGCUGGUCUCCAUUCCUCCCUCUUGAGCAGGGGACGGGAGGGCUCUCCAAGAAUGGAGAAGAGGCUCAUGCUCUGUCCCCUCCACACAGCUCUGCCCUCGCCCUGCCUGCCCUGCACUCUGCACUGGGGGACUUGCCCCUGCUCCUGAUCACGUUCGCAAGGUAUUUCCUUAAGAAAAUGAAAUCUCACUGGCAUGACUCCAAAGAUCCAGGUGUGUCAGAGUCGGAAGGGAACCCCAAAUCCCACAGGGGCAGAUGUGGAGUCUGUGCCUACCCCCAUCUUCUCCCCAAAGCCCUACUUCUCUCCAGGCUGUUUCUUUUUUUAUGACUGUAAACAUAGUGCUUUAUUUUGUUAAUAAUAAGAUAAUGAUGAGUAACUUAACCAGCACGUUUCUCCUGUUUACACUCGGGGAAUUUUUUGUUUUCUGUUAGUGUAAUAAAGGCAGAUCAUUUCAGCA
Miniopterus natalensis is the source of this 3544-nucleotide messenger RNA. It is a transcript of the gene SOX13, whose product is annotated as SRY-box transcription factor 13. The record is from RefSeq and is a predicted model, not a curated record. Gene Ontology annotation, biological process: regulation of transcription by RNA polymerase II; cell fate commitment. Gene Ontology annotation, molecular function: RNA polymerase II cis-regulatory region sequence-specific DNA binding; DNA-binding transcription factor activity, RNA polymerase II-specific. NCBI's taxonomy places the organism in Eukaryota, Metazoa, Chordata, Mammalia, Chiroptera, Miniopteridae. Gene Ontology annotation, cellular component: nucleus.